Messenger RNA from Protopolystoma xenopodis, 252 nucleotides. The record is from the annotation of a GenBank genome assembly. NCBI's taxonomy places the organism in Eukaryota, Metazoa, Platyhelminthes, Monogenea, Polystomatidea, Polystomatidae.
AUGAUGGGGCAAUCGGCAGACAGGAACGCCAUCGACUGUCCAUCCGGACACGGCUGUGGGGAUUCGGGCCGAGAGCAGUUGAGUCCAGAUUCAGCUGGCUGCUGUCGCCGCGGCAACAGGGACCCCAACAAGUACCUAGCGAGGCACGUGUUGCCACCCCCUGGCCUAUCGCUCUCUCCAUUUUUCCCAGUUCGUCCAUGCGCCGAUCAAUCUGUCCAGGUCAGCCGAAGAGGCAGAUGUCCAGUUAAUUGA